UGCACGCCGGGCCGGCGGCGGGCGGAACCUCAGCGCCUGUCAUGGCGCCGCCGUGCACUCCCCGGUUCUGGCUCCUGGCCGCGCUGCUCGUCCCCGCGGCCGCGGUCUACGAGGACCAAGUGGGCAAGUUUGACUGGAGACAGCAAUACGUUGGGAAGCUGAAGUUCGCGUCGCUGGAAUUUUCCCCUGGAUCCAAGAAGCUGGUUGUGGCGACAGAGAAGAACGUGAUUGCGGCCUUAAAUUCUCGCACCGGGGAGAUCUUGUGGCGCCAUGUUGACAAGGGCACGGCAGAGGGGGCUGUGGACGCCAUGCUACUCCAUGGACAGGAUGCCAUCACUGUGUCCAACGGAGGAAGAAUCAUGCGUUCCUGGGAGACCAACAUCGGGGGCCUGAACUGGGAGAUCACCUUGGACAGCGGCAGUUUCCAGGCGCUCGGGCUGGUGGGCCUGCAGGAGUCAGUGAGGUACAUCGCCGUCCUGAAGAAGGCCACCCUGGCCCUCCACCACCUCUCCAGCGGCCACCUCAAGUGGGUGGAGAAUCUUCCGGAAAGUGACAGCUUUCACUACCAGAUGGUGUACUCCUACGGCUCUGGGGUGGUGUGGGCCCUCGGCAUUGUUCCCUUCAGCCACGUGAACAUCGUCAAGUUCAACGUGGAGGACGGAGAGAUUGUUCAGCAGGUCAGGGUCUCAGCCCCGUGGCUGCAGCACCUCACCGGAGCCUGUGGCAUAGUGGAUGAUGCCGUGCUGGUGUGUCCUGACCCAAGCUCGCGGUCCCUCCAGACUCUGGCCCUGGAGACGGAGUGGGAGUUGACACAGAUCCCCCUGCAGCCUCUCGAUUUAGAAUUUGGAAGUGGAUUUCAGCCCCGUGUGCUGCCUACCCAGCCCAACCCAGUGGAUCCAUCUCGCGCCCAGUUCUUCCUGCAGUUGUCCGAGACCCACUAUGCCCUUCUGCAUUACCAUCAUGGAGCCUUGAGCCUGCUCAAGAACUUCCCCCAGACUGCCCUGGUGAGCUUCGCCACCACAGGGGAGAAGACCGUGGCCGCAGUGCUGACGUGUCGGAACGAAGUGAAACCCAGCAGUUCUGAAGACGGACCGAUGGGGAGCCUGGUGGAGAAGUCCAGUCCAAAGAACUCGCUGGUUUGCUUCAACCAGACCUAUGUCAUUAACCUGUAUCUGGUGGAGACGGGCCGGCGGCUGCUGGACACAGCGAUCACCUUUACCCUGGAGCAGAACGGCACUCGGCCCGAGCGGCUCUACAUCCAGGUGUUCUUGAAGAAGGAUGACUCAGCAGGCUACCGCGCCUUGGUGCAGACAGAGGACCACCUGCUCCUGUUCCUGCAGCAGCUGGCAGGGAAGGUGGUGCUGUGGAGCCGAGAGGAGUCCUUGGCAGAAGUGGUGUGCCUGGAGAUGGUGGACCUCCCGCUGACCGGGGCACAGGCCGAGCUGGAAGGAGAAUUUGGCAAGAAAGCAGACGGCUUGCUGGGGAUGUUCUUGAAGCGCCUCUCGUCUCAGCUCAUCCUGCUCCAGGCAUGGACUUCGCACCUCUGGAAGAUGUUUUACGAUGCUCGGAAGCCGCGAAGUCAGAUUAAGAAUGAGAUCCACAUUGACACCCUGGCCAGAGAUGAAUUCAACCUCCAGAAGAUGAUGGUGAUGGUCACGGCCUCCGGCAAGCUUUUUGGCAUUGAGAGCAGCUCUGGCACUAUCCUGUGGAAACAGUAUCUGCCCAAUAUCAAGCCAGACUCCUCCUUUAAACUGAUGGUGCAGCGGACCACUGCGCAUUUCCCCCACCCCCCGCAGUGCACCCUGCUGGUGAAGGACAAGGAGACGGGAAUGAGUUCCCUGUAUGUCUUCAAUCCCAUUUUCGGGAAGUGGAGUCAGGUGGCCCCCCCAGUGCUGAAGCGUCCCAUCUUACAGUCCCUGCUUCUCCCCAUCAUGGAUCAGGACUAUGCCAAGGUGUUGCUGCUGAUAGACGAUGAGUACAAGGUCACGGCUUUUCCCGCCACUCGGAACGUUUUGCGGCAGCUGCAUGAGCUCGCCUCUUCCAUCUUCUUCUAUCUGGUGGAUGCCGAGCAGGGACGGCUGAGCGGGUAUCGGCUUCGAAAGGAUCUUACCACUGAACUGAGCUGGGAGCUGACCGUUCCCCCGGAAGUCCAGCGGAUCGUCACAGUGAAGGGGAAACGCAGCAGCGAGCACGUGCAUUCCCAGGGCCGCGUGAUGGGGGAUCGCAGCGUGCUCUACAAGAGUCUGAAUCCCAACCUGCUGGCUGUGGUGACAGAGAGCACAGACACCCAUCACGAGCGCACCUUCAUCGGCAUCUUCCUCAUUGAUGGGGUCACCGGGCGCAUCAUCCACUCCUCUGUGCAGAAGAAAGCCAGGGGCCCCGUCCACAUCGUGCACUCCGAGAACUGGGUGGUGUACCAGUACUGGAACACUAAGGCCCGGCGCAAUGAGUUUACCGCACUGGAGUUCUACGAGGGGACCGAGCAGUACAACGCCACUGCCUUCAGCUCCUUGGACCGUCCCCAGCUACCCCAGGUGCUCCAGCAGUCCUACAUCUUCCCCUCCUCCAUCAGUGCCAUGGAGGCCACCAUCACGGAGCGGGGCAUUACCAGCCGACACCUGCUCAUUGGGCUGCCUUCCGGAGCAAUUCUUUCGCUUCCUAAGGCCUUGCUGGAUCCCCGCCGUCCCGAGAUCCCAACAGAACAAAGCAGAGAGGAGAACCUGAUCCCAUAUUCUCCAGACGUCCAGAUACACGCAGAGCGGUUCAUCAACUAUAAUCAGACAGUUUCUCGAAUGCGUGGUAUCUACACGGCUCCCUCGGGCCUAGAGUCUACUUGCCUGGUCGUGGCCUAUGGUUUGGACAUUUACCAAACCCGAGUCUACCCGUCCAAACAGUUCGACGUCCUGAAGGAUGACUACGACUACGUGCUGAUCAGCAGUGUCCUCUUCGGCCUGGUGUUUGCCACCAUGAUCACCAAGAGACUGGCACAGGUGAAACUCCUCAAUCGAGCCUGGCGGUGAGGACUGGUUCCUGUGCCCAAGUAGAAGAGCUGCAGGCCAGUGCGGUCCACUGAGGAGUGCGAGGUGCUGAACAAGAUGGCCCUCCACGUGGAACUCACCUUGGGACACGCAGGACGCCGACACCUGUGGCUAAACCCCGACCUCGCCCUCAGCCGUGGCUCUCAGAGCUGCUGGUCCUACCCCUGAAUCCAAAAGCCAAUGCGCUUUCCUUUCUUGGCCCAUCCAUGAAUGUUCUAGAGUCUUCAAAUAAGACCUCCAACUGAUUUUUUCCCCUCUUUUGUGAGGCCUGUGUGAGUUGAGCUGA
This is a messenger RNA of Ochotona princeps (American pika), 3324 nucleotides long. It is a transcript of the gene EMC1, whose product is annotated as ER membrane protein complex subunit 1. Bases 42 to 3020 code for a protein of 992 amino acids. NCBI's taxonomy places the organism in Eukaryota, Metazoa, Chordata, Mammalia, Lagomorpha, Ochotonidae. Gene Ontology annotation, biological process: protein folding in endoplasmic reticulum. The transcript is spliced from 23 exons. Gene Ontology annotation, cellular component: EMC complex. Gene Ontology annotation, molecular function: protein binding. The record is from RefSeq and is a predicted model, not a curated record.